GCUGCCGCCCGGGCCGGGCCGGGCCGGGCCUCGCCGCCGCUGCAGCCGCCGGGGCCGCGGGGCCGGGACCGCCGGGGCCGCUCGGGCCGGGUUCCCGCGGCGCGGGGCGCGGAGCCCCCGGUGGCGGCGGGAGCGGCUCGCCCGCAGCAGCCCCAUGGCGGCGCAGGAGCCGCCGCGGCCGCCGCCGGCCGCCGCCGAGUCCCCGGAGCCGGAGCCCGGCGGGCGGUACGAGGCCGUGGUGCCGCACUGGUUCUACUGCAAGGUGACGGAGGCGCGGGAGCGCUGGGUGCCGUUCAGCGCGCAGGACUCGCGGCGGCUGGAGGAGGCGCACGGCGCAGGGAAGAACCAGGAUGGCGUGGUGGUGCCCACCUCGGGGGGCAGGUACGACGUGCACCUGCGGGCGCGGCAGCGCGUGGCCGUGUACUGGGACGAGGAGGUGGCCGAGGUGCGGCGCUGCACCUGGUUCUACAAGGGGGACAAGGACAAUAAGUUCAUUCCCUACUCGGAGUCCUUCAGCGAGGAACUGGAGGAAGCCUACAUGAUUGCCAUGACCCUGGGUGAGUGGAAGAAGAAGCUGGAGUCCCCCAACAGAGAAGUCAUUAUCCUGCACAACCCAAAGCUGAUGGUUCACUACCAUCCCGUUGCCAGCUCCGACGACUGGGUCUCCACCCCCACGGAACAAGGCCGGCCCCGGACUGUGAAGAGAGGAGUGGAGAACAUCGCUGUGGAGAUCCCCAACGGAGAGCCGCUGCAGAUCGACCACCUGGUGUUCGUGGUGCACGGCAUCGGCCCCGCCUGCGACAUCCGCUUCCGCAGCAUCGUGCAGUGCGUGAACGAUUUCAGGAACGUCUCCCUCAGCAUGCUGCAAGCACACUUCAGGAAGGCCCAGGAGCAGCAGCAGGUUGGGCGGGUGGAGUUCCUGCCCGUGAACUGGCACAGCUCCCUGCACUCCACUGGCGUGGACGUUGACCUGGAGCGGAUCACGCUGCCCAGCAUCAACCGCCUGCGUCACUUCAUCAACGACACCAUCCUGGACGUGUUCUUCUACAACAGCUCCACCUAUUGCCAGACCAUCGUGGACACGGUGGCCUCGGAGAUGAACCGCCUGCACCGGCUCUUCCUGCAGAGGAACCCGCACUUCAGGGGCGGGGUGUCCAUCGCGGGGCACAGCCUGGGGUCACUGAUUUUGUUUGAUCUCCUGACGAACCAGAAGGCUGAUCCCGAGGAGGACGAGCACUGUGCACAGGGGUCCAGGACAACCUCAAGCACGGGGGGUAUUGAGGAAGUAAAAGAAGUCCUGAGGAAGUUGGAGCUGUCCGAGUAUUGUGAUGUUUUUGAGAAGGAGAAAAUGGACACGCAAGCACUGUUGUUGUGCACAGAGGAAAACCUGAAAGAAAUGGGAAUUCCCUUAGGGCCCAGAAUGAAAAUACUCCAUUACAUCAGCUCCGAGACAGAGAUGAAGGGUCGCAACUCAGCAGCUCCUGGGCACAGUGGACGUGGGGCUGAGCCAGGGUCCCCAUCCCAGCACGGGGACAGCUCCGAGGAUGGCAGGAGCUGCCAGUACCGGGACGUUGGCUUGGGACAGGUCUCGGCAAACUACCCCCAGCUGAACUACAAGCCCACCAUCUUCUUUGCCUUCGGCUCUCCCAUCGGGAUGUUCCUCACGGUGCGAGGGGUGAAGCGCAUCGACCCCAACUACAGCCUGCCCACCUGCAAAGGCUUCUUCAACAUCUUCCACCCCUUUGACCCGGUGGCGUAUCGGAUCGAGCCCAUGAUCGUCCCGGAGCUGGAGUUCGAGCCCAUGCUGCUGCCCCACCACAAGGGCAGGAAGAGGAUGCACCUGGAGCUGAAGGAAGGGCUGACUCGCAUGAGCGUGGACCUGAAGAACAACCUGCUGGGCUCCCUGCGGGUGGCCUGGCAGUCCUUCACCCGCUCCCCCGUGCCAGCCCUGGAGGCAGGGAGCUCUGAGGCCGAGGCUGAGGCAGAGGCCGGCACUGAGAAGCAGCCAGACACAAAGGCAGAGGAGCCCCCAGCAGCAGUGAAGGAGGAGACCCCCCCCAUCAACGUGGGGAGGCUGAACGGGGGGAACCGCAUCGACUACGUGCUGCAGGAGAAGCCAAUAGAGAGCUUCAAUGAGUAUUUGUUUGCACUCCAGGGGCAUCUCUGCUACUGGGAGUCAGAGGACACUGUUCUGCUGGUUCUGAAGGAGAUCUACCAGACACAAGGCAUCACACUGGAUCAGCCUUUACCAGGGAGCCAGUGACCCACCUGUGCUGCUCUGGCUGUUCAAUCCCACAGAGUACUCACCAGGAAAGUCCAGAUCUCUUCUCUGCCUUCCUCUCUCCUGUGCUGCCGUGUCCUGCAUGCUGCUUCCCAAGUACUUGCCGCUGCCUGGAGAUAAGGAUGGAUUUUCCUCCAUUUUGGCUUGGGGUAGGGGGAAAAACUGUCAAGGAAAACCACUUCUGCUCAAACACACACACCACCUGUACAGUGACUCCCUGUGGCAAUGUGUUCUGCACCCUGUGAGUCCCCACAGCAGCUCCUCCAGCACUGCAGCAGAGCUGUCCGGGCUCGGAACACAGCGAGGCCCUGAGCCCGCUCCUGGCUCUGUAGGACACUCACAGCCUGGGACCUUGAGGAGAAAAAGCCUUAAACACAGCGUGGGAAGAGCUGCAGCAGCCCUGGAGCAAGGGAGAUUGCUGACUGCUAACACAGCCCCCCAGCAGCACUGCGGGCCCGGCAGGCGAAGCCCAGGGCACAGACUGCUGCUGGCACUGCAGCCAGGCAGGGCUGCCCCUAAAGCCCCUCAGAGGGGCAUGCUCGUGCUCCUCCCUGCUGUGGGGUGCUGCUCAGCACCCCAACCCUGCAGACCCAGGGCCUCGCCACGGCCCUGACCCAGCCAGUGCUCCCUGCACCUGCUCCGAGGAAAGCUUCCCCUCCAGCUGCAGCCAGCCCAGGAACAGCAGCUGCUGCUGGCAGUGCCAGGCAGGGCGAGGCCUCUGAGCCCUGCAGGGACACGGAGCAGUGCUGCUGUUCCAGGGGCUGGCAGGUGAGCACAGAGAUCUGUGCCCGCCACGCUCCCGUCCCGGUUUAGCUUUAAAUGUACAAAACGCAGCCAGCAAAGGUGGAGCCCAGAUCCAGCAGGGUCUGGCCACUGCAGGAAUGACACCAGCUCUGCAGGCAGCUCAGUCUGCACCUGCCUUGAAGCUCUUUUCUGAGGGGGCAGGGCUGGAGAGCCUCUGUGAUCCUUCCCUGGGCACCAAAGCCCCUGGGCUGGGGCUCCAGUGCUGUGUGAGGUGAUGCUGUGCAGCCUUUGGAGAGCCAAACCACUUUCCCUCCUGCUGACUUUUGCCCUGCAUGGGGUAAGGAACCUUUUCCCCCCACAGCCUGUUGGUUUGUUUUUCCUCCAUUGUCUGUUAUUUGCACUACUGGAAGGGUUUUGUUUGCAGCCUCCAUCCCUCCCAAGGAACAGAAUCUGUUCUUCACCUGACUGCAGGAACAGCCGAGCUGCUUGGUCAGCACCUGACCCACUGCUGGCUAAGGUCUCAUGGGAGUAGGAAAAGGGACAAGUCUUAACAUGGGACACUAAUGAUCAGCUUUUUAAGUUAUGCACUUUGUUAAAAAAAAAAGGAAGUUAAAUGCAUUUUAAAUGUUAUUUAAUGUCUUUUCCAGUAAAAGCCAAAAUAAAUAAGUAGAUGAC
This is a messenger RNA of Motacilla alba alba, 3700 nucleotides long. RefSeq names its product DDHD domain containing 2 (gene DDHD2). The transcript has 17 exons. The record is from RefSeq and is a predicted model, not a curated record. Gene Ontology annotation, molecular function: protein binding; triacylglycerol lipase activity; metal ion binding. Bases 155 to 2263 code for a protein of 702 amino acids. NCBI's taxonomy places the organism in Eukaryota, Metazoa, Chordata, Aves, Passeriformes, Motacillidae. Gene Ontology annotation, cellular component: COPII-coated ER to Golgi transport vesicle.